GGGAGGGGAGGAAGGCGCGCAGGAACCAGGCUUUGCAAACGCUGAGACCAAAGGAAACCGUAGCAUCGCGGGACAGGGAAAUGAAAGACUUUGGAAGUCGCCAGGAAUUUGACUGUGUGCACUGGUUUCCAAGAGGCUAAGCUUCUCCAAGUGGAUAUUAAAGAGGAGCAGCGAGAGCCAGGCGGAGGGGCUGGAGGGGGUGGAGAGAAGGCCGCCGGAAGCCGCACGCUGCACCUCUGAAGCCACCCCGCACAGCCCAGACGCCGGUCCUCGCGCCUGCCCGGAGGACCCCGAGGCCCCAGACUCUCUCAGGGCCCACGUCCGGCCUCACUCCUGCCUCUUUUUUUAUUUCUCUCCUUCGCUGCCUUUUCCCUCCCGAUUCAGAGACAAUGCUGCUUCACUUUGGAGCACGAGCAUAUGAUCAGCACAUGGAAAUGUGGUAAUUUGGAUGCAUUCGUGAUUGCAACAGAUUGAAGAAAUUAGACCAGACAAAGAGUGUUUUUGGAGGAGGAGGCAGAAAGAGGGAGGGCGACGGGGGUGAGAAAGGGGAGGACGCCUCUGAAGGGGGGACGCUGGACCCCGCCUGCUGCUAAAUAUAUCCAUAGUCAUGGAGAGAGACCGGAUCACAGCCUUGAAAAGAUCUUUUGAGGUUGAGGAGGUCGAGACGCCCAACUCCACCCCACCCCGGAGGGUCCAGACUCCCCUGCUCCGGACCACGGUGGCCAGUUCCACCCAGAAAUUCCAGGACCUGGGUGUGAAGAACGCAGAGCCCGCGGCCCGCCAUGUAGACUCCCUAAGCCAGCGAUCCCCAAAGGCUGCCCUGCGGAGGGUCGAGCUCUCGGGGCCCAAGGCUGAGCCCGUGUCCCGGCGCACCGAAAUCUCCAUCGACAUCUCGUCCAAGCAGGUGGAGAACACCGGCGCCGCUGGGCCGUCCCGGUUCGGGCUCAAGCGGGCCGAGACGCUGGGCCACAAGACGCCAGAGCCCGCCCCUCGGAGGACGGAGAUCACCUUAGUGAAGGCCCAGGAGUCAGCCCACCGGAGGAUGGAGACCCCCACCUCCAAGAUCCCCGAGGUGCCCGCCGCCCCCACCGCUGACGCAGCCCCCAAGAGGGUUGAGAUCCAAGUGCCCAAGCCGGCUGAGGUGCCUGCCUCCCCCAUCCCACCCCAGACCCUGGAGAAUUCAGAACCCGCCCCCAUGUCUCAGCUGCAGAGCAGGCUGGAGCCCAGGCCCCAGCCCCCCACGGCCGAAGCCCCACCCAAGAGCCAGGAGGCCACUGAGGCAGCUCCCAGCUGCGUGGGUGACAUGGCUGACACCCCCAGAGACGCCGGGUUCAAGCAGGCGCCCGUGCCGCGGAACGAGAAGGCCCCGGUGGACUUCGGCUAUGUGGGGAUCGACUCCAUCCUGGAGCAGAUGCGCAGGAAGGCCAUGAAGCAGGGCUUCGAGUUCAACAUAAUGGUGGUUGGGCAGAGUGGCUUGGGGAAGUCCACCUUGAUCAACACCCUCUUCAAAUCCAAGAUCAGCCGGAAGUCGGUGCAGCCCACCUCGGAGGAGCGCAUCCCCAAGACCAUUGAGAUCAAGUCUAUCACGCACGAUAUCGAGGAGAAGGGUGUCCGCAUGAAGCUGACGGUCAUCGACACGCCGGGGUUCGGGGACCACAUCAACAAUGAGAACUGCUGGCAGCCCAUCAUGAAGUUCAUCAACGACCAGUACGAGAAGUACCUGCAGGAGGAGGUCAACAUCAACCGGAAGAAACGCAUCCCAGAUACGCGCGUCCACUGCUGCCUCUACUUCAUCCCUGCCACCGGCCACUCCCUGAGGCCCCUGGACAUUGAGUUCAUGAAGCGCCUAAGCAAAGUGGUCAACAUUGUUCCGGUCAUCGCCAAGGCCGACACACUGACCCUGGAGGAGCGGGUCUACUUCAAACAGCGGAUCACCGCGGACCUGCUGUCCAAUGGCAUCGACGUGUACCCCCAGAAGGAGUUUGACGAGGACCCGGAGGACCGGCUGGUGAACGAGAAGUUCCGAGAGAUGAUCCCGUUUGCUGUGGUGGGCAGCGACCAUGAGUACCAAGUGAAUGGGAAGAGGAUCCUUGGAAGGAAAACCAAGUGGGGCACCAUCGAAGUUGAGAACACCACACACUGUGAGUUCGCGUACCUGCGGGACCUCCUCAUCAGGACGCACAUGCAGAACAUCAAGGACAUCACCAGCAGCAUCCACUUCGAGGCCUACCGGGUGAAGCGCCUGCAUGAGAGCAGCAGCGCCGUGUCCAAUGGCGUUGAGGAGAAGGAGCCGGAAGCGGAGGAGAUGUAGACACCGCCCCACCCCAGGACCCUGCCCCCGAGUCUUUCCCGUCCCCCUGGCCUGCCCACUGCCCCCUUUUAUUUUAUAUGGUUUUCUCCAUGUGUCGUGGUUCUCCGCCCCUUUCCAUGCUGCCGAGUAACAAGAUAACGAGUUCCCUCCUGA
This is a messenger RNA of Ceratotherium simum simum (southern white rhinoceros), 2464 nucleotides long. RefSeq names its product septin 9 (gene SEPTIN9). The record is from RefSeq and is a predicted model, not a curated record. Gene Ontology annotation, molecular function: GTP binding. NCBI's taxonomy places the organism in Eukaryota, Metazoa, Chordata, Mammalia, Perissodactyla, Rhinocerotidae.